AGGGAGAAAAUUCAACACCGAAACUUGAGAUCCUUAGUUACUGAAUAUUGACAAAUUUCUUUUGUCCGUUUGGAACAACUCUUGAUUUUUUGGACAGUAUUAUUAUAUACAUAUAUAUAUACCUCUAUUUCUGGAAAAACAUCCUUAAUUUAUCAGAACAAGUUUUUAGAAUGUACUUUUAAUUCUCAGACAAAAAGUUGACAAUUUUUUUGAAAUCGGUUUUCCAUGCAUGAAAUUGUUGUAGAAAAAAAAAUAUAUAUGGAUUCUCCUCACUCCUUAGAAUAUCUACCAGGUGUGUGAUUGUACCGCCAGAAAGUGCAUUGAGUUGAAAGGAAUUAGGUACUUUGAAGAAAGAGUGGAGUAAACUUUUCUUACAGAUAGAAUUUUAAUGAGUGUUGAUAAAUUCAUGCCAUGACGUUGGAUUACUGAUAAAGUGCUAAAAUAGAGUUUUCAAUAAACAUUGAAUAAAUAUCGGAUGAGACUUUUUUUCUGCGUGAUUUCAUAUGAUUAUAUUAUAAUUGUUUAACUGCAUGAUUAUAGAUUGAUAAAUUUUAUGGAGCUACUGACAUUGAUGUUCAUAAUAUGACGUGCGAUUAUAUAUUUGAAGUACGAUUACUUUGGCCUACCCUGCACAAUAAAAGAAUAUUGGUUUCUACCCCGAAAGUGAAAUGAUUGUAGAGAAUUAUGGCAGACAUAGUGGAAGAGAAUUUGGAUUAAUAAGAUUUGGAUGGAUUUAAGGAUUUGAUUAUUUUUAUUGGCAUACUGUAGACAUUGAAACGUGUUUUUGGUACAGUAGAGGGUUUUGAGGACAUUUCCUCGUUUUUGCCUUUGAAGAAAUCGAGAUGAAAUGUUAAUGAAUAGUUUUAUGUAUUAAUUGUUUAUGGAUUUUGACAGGUACAUCCGAAAUAGAUUAUCGGAAAAAGAUAUUUUUUUGUGUCUGGUUUAAACACACAUAAUAUUAUUAUAUUCUGUGACUUAGUGUUUAAAGGAUUAUUUUUCUCGUUUAAAAGGACUUUUUGUUGUGACAAUUAAAACAAAUAUAGAGUUGGAUAAAUGGACUUAAAUACUGGAAUUUUCAUAUGCGUAUGGGUAAAAUAAACUUUAGGGUGACGAGUUAUUGUAAAAUGAAGUAGAAUGGUUUGGGGGUAUAUUGAUAGACUAAACUUCAAAAAGAAUAGCUGUGUACAAUAGCUCAAUAUACAAAUAUUUAAUGAUAAAAAGGUUUUGCAACAUGGAGAUAAGAAAUGAUCUUUUUAUAUACUGACAGUUGCAUAACAAAUAUUUAUAUGUAUUGAAAGGAUAUACUGGAAGUAAUUUUGAAGUCAUAGAAACUGUUCACUACUACCACUAUUGGAAACUGUUUGUUACUUUAGAAGAAAGAAAUAAGGAGUUAUUAUAGUUAGAUUAUGCUUGAUUAAUUUACUUGAAGUUGUGUGUCUACGUAGAAUACAGAAUGCCUUACGAAUUCAAUGAUUUACCGAAAGGCUUCAAUUUCGGUUGGGAAAGUGGACCAAAAAUUGGCUCACUGGACAAUGUAGGUCACAGGCCUGGCGGCGGGAAUAAAAUUAUACCGCAGGAGCACCUGCACUGGAAAAAGCAGGCCAAAAUUGGCUCUAUUGACAAGAGACAUAUGGAAUUAGCACGUCCCCGGUCUUUGUAUGGAGGUAACACUGGAGAGUACAAAGUACGUCUGCUUCCAUACCGGAAUGACUAUUAUAGAAAUUUUAAAAAUGUUGAAUAUGAUGAGGGCGGUCGUCCGUAUAUACGGGUAAAAAAGGAAAGAUUUGUUGGUCAGGCGAAAGUGGGAUCUCUUGAGAAUGCUCACCAUCAGCCAGGUGGCGGGCAUGUUAAAAUUGAAGACAGAAAGCCAGAAUGGCUGGCCAGACCUAAAGUAGGUUCAUUAGAUAAUGCUAACCACAUACCUCAAGGUGGAAAUAGACCAAUAGUUGAUGAAAAACUACACUGGAAUGCAGCACCAAAAGUUGGUUCAUUGGACAAUAAAGAUCAUAAACCUGGUGGCGGUGAAGUAAAUAUUCAAUCACAACGACUACAUUGGGACACUCGGCCGAAAAUUGGCUCACUAGACAAUGCAAGUCAUAUACCACGUCAGCCAACCAAGAAAAUCAUAAAUGAACCAGUGAAUUGGAAUGUUCAGUCUAAAAUUGGUUCACUUGAUAACAAAGAUUAUGUACCAAGUGGAGGUAAUGUUCCAAUAGUUGACACUAAGCUACAGUGGGAUGCGAAACCAAAAAUUGGGUCGUUAGAUAAUAAAGACCAUCAGCCGGCAGGAGGCAGAAUAAAAAUUUCCAGCAUGCCAACGCAGUGGGAAGCGGCUCCAAAAGUAGGAUCGCUUGAAAAUGCUAAUCAUCGACCAGGAGGGGGUAAUUUUGAGAUUACAAGUAGGCCUGUGCGUUGGCAGGCACAACCGAAAGUAGGCUCACUGGAUUUGGUUGAACAUCAACCUGGGGGUGGACAAGUUCCAAUAUUUAACGAUCGACCAAGAUGGAAUGCACUACCUAGAGUGGGUUCAUUAGACAAUGCUCAUCAUAGACCAGGAGGGGGACAAAAGCAGAUAUCAAAAAGUCCUAUUCCUGAUUACCGACGAACAGUUUCUCCGAGAGUUGGUUCUUUAGAAAAUGCUCAUUAUAAACCAGGACAUUUGCAACCACCAACAAGACAAUUGAACUACGGUAAAAAUGAUGUUAUGUGGCCUCAGUUUGAAAUUGGACGAACACCUCGAUCGUUGAGCCGAGCUUACUCAAGAAAUUCAGCUCAGACUGUUCCUUGAUAGUGCAUUAUGAUAGUCCAUGUAAGUAAAUCAGUAAAACCUUUUAUCAUAAUAGUUCAUGUAAAUAAAUCAGUAAAACCAUUUAAGUUUAUCAUAAUAGUUCAUGUAAGUAAAUCAGUAAAAUCUUUAAGUUUAUCAGGAAAACUUUUAAGUUUA
Mercenaria mercenaria is the source of this 2944-nucleotide messenger RNA. RefSeq names its product microtubule-associated protein tau-like. Bases 1454 to 2788 code for a protein of 444 amino acids. The transcript has a single exon. NCBI's taxonomy places the organism in Eukaryota, Metazoa, Mollusca, Bivalvia, Venerida, Veneridae. Gene Ontology annotation, molecular function: microtubule binding. The record is from RefSeq and is a predicted model, not a curated record.